Messenger RNA from Magnolia sinica, 1388 nucleotides. Its product is annotated as 2-oxoglutarate-dependent dioxygenase 19-like. NCBI's taxonomy places the organism in Eukaryota, Viridiplantae, Streptophyta, Magnoliopsida, Magnoliales, Magnoliaceae. The transcript has 4 exons. Bases 33 to 1121 code for a protein of 362 amino acids. The record is from RefSeq and is a predicted model, not a curated record.
UCUUCUUCGUCCACCGUCCACUCAACCUCCUCAUGGCACUGCCUCCUCCCAUUCUUCUCGAAUCUUCCUCCCAAUCCUUCUCUACCCUCCAAACUGCGUGUCUCAAAGACUUGGCAGAAUCUUACACCCUCACUUCCAUCCCAUCCAAUUAUGCCUACUCUUCACCCGAAGCCGUUCAUCUCACCGAUCCCGUUCUCUCACAAGAAAUCCCUACCAUCGAUCUCUCUUUGCUAACGAAAGGAACUCCAGAUCAACGGUCCCAAAUCGUCCGAGAUCUCGGUCAAGCAUGCAGGGAGUGGGGCUUCUUCAUGGUGAUAAAUCAUGGGGUGAAGGAGAGCCUAAGGGCGCGUAUGCUCGACGCGUGUCAGGCUUUCUUUGAUUUAUCAGAAACAGAGAAGAGGGAGUAUGCAGGGAAACACGUGUUGGAUCCCAUACGGUGCGGGACGAGCUUCAAUCCAACGGUGGAUAAGGUGUUGUACUGGAGGGAUUAUCUUAAGGUGUUUAUGCAUCCUGCCUUUCAUUCGCCCGACAAGCCGGCCGGUUUCAGGGAAGUCUCCUCAGAGUAUAUCGAACGGAUCAGAGAAGUGGUGAAGGAAUUACUUAGAGGGAUAUCAGAAAGCUUGGGAUUGGAGGAAUCGUAUAUAGAGAAGGCUUCUCAACUGGAAUCUGGUCUCCAAAUUCUCAUUGCGAAUUUCUACCCGCGAUGCCCACAGCCCGAACUGGCAAUGGGCAUCCCCCCACAUUCAGACCAUGGCCUCCUGACCGUCCUCAUGCAAAACGAUGUUGGUGGACUUCAGUUGCAACACAAGGGAAAGUGGGUCAAUGUUGAUCCCCUCCCCAACUCUUUCCUCGUCAACACAGGAGAUCAUCUCGAGAUAUUGAGCAACGGCAACUACAAGAGCGUGGUACAUCGGGCAGUAGUAAACAACACAGCUGCAAGGAUAUCAUUAGCUAUGGCACAUGGGCCAUCCCCGGACACAGCCAUUGCUCCAGCCCCAACAUUGGUCGACAGCGAAAACCACAGACCAGCAUACCGGGAGAUGAAAUACAGAGACUAUCUGCAGCUUCAGCAAAGCAACCAACUCAACGGGAAGUCUUGCUUGGAUAAUGUCCGAGCAUGAACCGUUCAACGUUACCAUAGUAUCUUGUCAUACGGUAUGUUUUUAGAGAACAGGCACGGGUUGUUUUGUGGAUUUAGGAUAUUUGUGCAAUCUUAUCAUGUUUGUUCAUGUUAUUUAUACAUGGUGGCCCACCAUGUAGAGCAAGCAGACAUUAUUGCUUUGAUAGGGUUUCUUCAGGGGUAUUUUAGGCAUUACCAAAUGUUGUGGAAAUUUCCCUUAUUCUAUGCAAGUGUUGUGUCAUGGGCCCACCAUGGUGUUUGUUUGCCA